AAUUGUUAGCUUGAAACAAGAUUUCCCUCACCUUGCUUCGUCCUGAUUUGCCACUGCAAGAGUCAGCUAUGAUUCCAGCAGUUGUUGGCAGCUUGAUUUACAUUAAGGCGAGGAGAGACUUUGAAAUAUUUUCUCCGGCAUUGAGGAAAUUGUGGAAGGACUGGGAGCUGCGUAUUUUAGUUCUACUCAGCCUUGUCUUGCAGAUAAUACUAAUCUUUUUUGGAAAUCAGCGGAAAGUUUCGAGCAGGAUUUGGGUUCGAGUCGUCCUAUGGUGUGCUUAUUUGACGGCCGAUUGGGUAGCAACCGUUGCCCUUGGGGUUCUCUUAAACAACAUGGGAGACGUCUAUGAGAACAAGGAUAAGGGGAGAAUUGUUCUGGACCCAGACACUCAGAUUACCUCAUUUUGGGCACCAUUUCUUCUGUUGCACUUGGGUGGCCCUGAUACUAUUACUGCGUAUUCUCUGGAAGACAAUGAGUUGUGGUUAAGGCACUUUCUUGGGCUGGGUGUACAGACAGGAGUGGCACUCUAUAUUUUCCUCUUGGCCUGGAUAGGUUCUCGCUUUUCCAUUCUCACAAUGCCAAUGUUUUUGGCAGGAAUUAUCAAAUAUGGAGAGAGGACAUGGGCCCUUAGAUCAGCCAGCAACGAUGAAUUGAGAGAUUCCAUGCUUACUGAUCCAGAUCCUGGCCCCAAUUAUUCCAAGUUCAUGGAGGAAUUCACUUUGAAGCAGUACGAGGGAUUCCAUGUACAGGCACAAGAAGUAAUUGAGACACAAAUCCAGGUCGAAGUUUCUGUGGGAGAUGACACUAUUGAAGGUGAAACUGAAUUGCUUAAAGCCAGUUACUUAUUCAAGACCUUCAAGCGUCUCUUUGUUGAUCUCAUCCUCAGCUUCCAAGAUCGAGACAAUAGCCAAUCCUUAUUCAAAGGAACAUCCUACAAAGACGCUUUCAAAGUGAUUGAGAUUGAACUUGGAUUCAUGUACGACAUGCUCUACACAAAGGGAACAAUAAUUUACUCACGCAAAGGCUGCUGUCUCCGCUUCAUCAGUCUAACUAGCACCUGCAUUGUACUUGUCUUCUUUUCUUUAUCCAACAAGGGCGACUUCAAGAAGAUUGACAUAGCCAUAACCUUCUUAUUGCUGGUUAUAGCUAUUUUUCUUGAGCUCAGUGCAGUGCUUUUUUUGGUCUCCUCAGAUUGGGCAGAUCUUUACCUGUCUAAGCAUAAAACCGUUAUCCGGCAAGCCAUCACUCAUAUACAGCUGCAGAAGGGUGCAAGAUGGUCAAAUUCCUUGGGACAAUACAGCUUAUUGAGCUAUAGCCUCAAAAGUAUGCCUGUGUUCAACAGCAAAAUCCAGAAGUUCUUUGGCAUAGUUAAAAUAUUAGAACACCGGCAAAUGACUAAUAAGGAUGUUUCUGAUGAGCAGAAAGAGUUCAUAUUCGACCAUCUCAAGAAGAAAUUUGACGAUCUGAUGGAGAUUAAAUCAACAGAUGAACCCAACUACCAGAAGGAGCUUAAAGAUCUGAGCACUUGCCGGGGGGCUCGUGCGCUUAGUGAUUUUCCUGCACUGCGUUGGAGUGUGGAAACAGAGUUCGACCAGAGCAUUCUUAUCUGGCACAUUGCUACACAUCUCUGUGCCUACUCUCAAAGGCAAAAUGAGCAGAACAUAGUUAAAUUGGAAAAUGAGGAUGACAGUAAGAAGUUUAAAAAGAUAAGUAAGUUAUUAUCACGGUACAUGCUGUAUCUCCUGGUUAUGCGUCCUUCGAUGUUGCCAAUGGGAAUUGGGAAGAUCAGAUAUCUGGACACUUGCGCUGAAGCCAAAAAAUUUUUUCAGGAGCACGAUUGCGCACCAGGUGAUGACAUCCACCUGCUUCAAAAUACUUGCUCUUGGGCUAUGAAUCUUUUCAAAGGGGCAAAGUACAAGGAACAUGAAAAGAAAGCCUGCAAUGCGUUGCUUAAAGUGAACACCGCAGUUCCACCACUUAAAGUGAAAGGGGACAGGAGCAAGUCUGUGUUAUUCGACGCAUGCAAUCUAGCUUCGCUUCUGCAAAAUGAAAAUAUAAAAAAUAAGUGGAAAGUGAUGAGCAAUGUAUGGGUGGAAAUGCUAGCUUAUGCUGCUAGCCACUGCAGAGGAAUUUAUCAUGCUCAGCAGUUGGGACGAGGCGGGGAACUUCUUACCCAUAUUUGGCUCCUGAUGGCCCAUUUUGGUUUAACCGAGCAGUUCCAAAUAUCGCUUGGCCAUGCAAGAGCCAAGCUUUUUGUGGAAUAGUUAGCUAUCAUAGUGUAUCCUAGUACUAAUUAAUUAAAUUGUUGUUUCUUU
Hevea brasiliensis (rubber tree) is the source of this 2315-nucleotide messenger RNA. RefSeq lists its product as uncharacterized. The record is from RefSeq and is a predicted model, not a curated record. The transcript has 2 exons. The coding region runs from base 69 to 2264 and encodes 731 amino acids. Lineage: Eukaryota; Viridiplantae; Streptophyta; Magnoliopsida; Malpighiales; Euphorbiaceae.